Messenger RNA from Mesocestoides corti, 381 nucleotides. Lineage: Eukaryota; Metazoa; Platyhelminthes; Cestoda; Cyclophyllidea; Mesocestoididae. The record is from the annotation of a GenBank genome assembly.
AUGUCUGCGCAGCAGACUCGUGGAUUAAGCAAUCAUGGACGCAGAUCAACACUGCCGCUGGAACAACGACAGGCCAUGAGGAGGGUCAAAAAACAGGAGUUCGAAAGACGUUGUCGAGAAUGUAUUUCAGAGAAGAUGACAGAGCUAAAUGACCUAGCGAUGUCAUUGGUUGGUGGCGACCCACGGAAUCACAGUCGGCUAGACAAGAACACUCUUCUCAACGACUGCGCAGGGGUACUUCAGAAUUUGUUGCAUGUGAUGCGUGAAAUGCCUGAAGUACAGGCCAGACUGAGAACAGCGCUUGGACAACAAUUAGGCACGAAAAUGGACCCUUCAGUCCACCAAGACAAGGAAAAUAUGCCUCCACCAACGCCCAUCUAA